Penicillium cosmopolitanum is the source of this 906-nucleotide messenger RNA. Its product is annotated as monooxygenase. Gene Ontology annotation, molecular function: FAD binding. The transcript has a single exon. Bases 1 to 906 code for a protein of 301 amino acids. The record is from RefSeq and is a predicted model, not a curated record. Lineage: Eukaryota; Fungi; Ascomycota; Eurotiomycetes; Eurotiales; Aspergillaceae.
AUGGGCUCACCCUACCCGAUUUCUAUUGAUGAAGUCCCUGCAACCUCCAUCUUUACGCCGACAGUAGCUCUCGCCGAAACGUGGAGCGGAAAUUAUCAGCGCGUCUUCCUUGCCGGAGAUGCUUGUCAUCAGACAAUCCCUUCGGGCGGCUACGGAAUGAAUAUGGGCCUUGCUGAUGCUUGGGAUCUUGGCUGGAAGCUCUCAGCCACUGUUCAAGGCUGGGGUAGCACUCAUUUGAUGAAGACAUACGAACAGGAACGUCGUCCUGUGGCAGCGCUGAUGCAACACUGGAGCAAAAUUCACAUGAUGAAACUCAUCGGGCUUUCAACAGCUGUGAAAUUGGAUCCGGUCGUCAUCGAAUCCAUGGAUGAGCGCGGCAUAGCCCUGCGUGAGGAAAUCGAUCAGUACAUUCAGCAAAACGAUGACCAUAAGCAGAGCUUCGGCGUUGAAAUGGGUCACCGCUAUGAGUCGAGUCUGGCAGUACUGAACGAGCAGGUGGAUGUUGAAAAGGCAGCACCACAGUUCGACUCACGCAACAACAUCCCAACUACCUUUCCUGGUUCGCGGGUACCGCACGUGGCUUUGUCGGACGGCAGCGCCAUUUCCGAUGGAUUCGGGAAAGGCUUCACCAUGGUCGCGUUUCUGCAGAAAGAAGCAGUAACAGCCGGAGACCAAUUUCAGUUGCCCAUCGCACUGGCCAGUUUUGAAGAAGCAGCACGCCAGCACAGGAUUCCUCUAAAAAGCCUUUGUUUGAUGAAUGAGACUCAUGCGUUCCGAAUUUGGGAUGCUUGUCUUGUCCUCGUGCGGCCUGAUGGAUUUUCAGCGUGGCGCUCAGAUAGUCUGGACAAGGUGCACAAUGCAUCGCAAGUGUUGCUUCAAGCAACAGGUCAUACCUCACCUUUGUAA